AUGGCAAGUUCAAAUGCAAUCGUGCCAGGCACAACGCCUGAUGCACCUGCACCUUCUUCUGUCACACAAAUCAACAAAACUGUUCAUCCGUUCAGUCGUGCACAAUUAGAAGGUUUAAUGACAAAGAGAUUCUUUUAUACGCAAGCUUUUGAAAUUUAUGGUGGUGUUUCAGGUUUAUACGAUUAUGGUCCAACGGGUGCUGCUUUACAGGCAAACAUUAUUUCUGCUUGGCGUCAACAUUUCAUCUUGGAAGAAGAAAUGUUGGAACUUGAAACAACAAUUAUGACUUUGAGCGACGUAUUGAAAACAUCAGGUCACGUUGACAAAUUCGCUGAUUGGAUGUGCAAAGAUACAAAGACGGGUGAAAUCUUCCGUGCAGAUCAUUUGGUCGAAGGUGUUUUAGAGGCAAGAUUACAAGGUGAUGAAAAAGCAAGAAAAGCAGAACAGACAAAUGCACAACAAGCACAAGAAGUUCCAGUUGAAGGUGGCGAUGCUAAAGAUGACAAAAAGAGCAAGAAGAAAAAGAUCAAGAGUACCGCAAAGAAGCUCGAUGAUGAGACAAAGGCGGAAUACGAAUCUACAUUGGCACAAAUCGAUAACUAUGGCGGUCCCGAAUUGGGCGAGCUGAUUCGAAAAUACGGUAUCCGAGCACCCGAGUCAGACAAUGAAGUUUCUGAGCCAGUCGAAUUCAACCUCAUGUUUGAUACACAAAUCGGUCCAACAGGUCAGAUCAAAGGUUAUCUACGACCGGAAACUGCUCAAGGUCAUUUUGUCAACUUUGGUCGAUUGCUCGAAUUCAACAAUGGUAAAGUACCUUUUGCCAGCGCACACGUUGGUAAAUCAUUCCGUAAUGAAAUCAGUCCUCGUGCAGGUCUUUUGCGGGUGCGUGAAUUCAUCAUGGCAGAAGUAGAGCAUUACGUUGAUCCCCUAGAGAAGGAUCAUGAUCGAUUCCAAGAGGUGGCCGACCUUAAAUUGUCCUUCUUGCCUAAAGGAACACAACAAGCAGGCAAGAGCGACAUCUCUGUGCAAACCAUUGGUGAAGCUGUGAAGUCAAAGAUGGUUGAUAAUGAGACACUCGGUUACUUCUUGGGUAGGAUUCAUCUGUUCUUGGUCAAGAUUGGUAUCGAUCCAAAGAGACUACGAUUCCGUCAACAUAUGGGUAACGAGAUGGCACAUUAUGCCAGUGAUUGUUGGGAUGCUGAAAUUCAUACAAGUUAUGGUUGGAUCGAAUGUGUCGGAUGUGCAGACCGUAGUGCAUACGAUUUGACUGUUCACAGCAAGAAGACAAAGCGUGAUUUGGUUGUUCAGAAACCAUUGAAAGAGCCCAAGGUGUACGAUAAGCUUGUACCUUUCAUCGAUAGAAAGAAGUUGGGUCCACAUUUCAAGAAAGAUGCAAGAUUUGUUGAUGAAGCUAUUGCACAACUUGAUCAAGCUGGAUUGGAAAAGUUACUAGUUUCCCUCAGGAAUGGUGAAGCAGACGUUGGUGGAUACAAGCUAACGUCUGAUCUUGUCAAGGUGGAAUUGAAGACGAUUCGUGAAAACGUUCGUGAAUUCACACCAAACGUUAUCGAACCUUCAUUCGGUAUCGGACGUAUCUUCUAUUCACUUCUCGAACACUCAUUCUGGUCUCGUGCAGAAGAUCAAGAGCGUGCAGUUUUGAGUUUACCUGCUUUGGUCGCACCGUACAAGACAUCGGUCAUCCCUAUCAGUUCAAAUGAGAAGCUGGCUCCGCUCGUCAAACAAAUUAGCCGUCAAUUACGUGCAAAGGGUAUCGCAAGUCGUGUGGACGAUAGCAGUGCUUCGAUCGGAAGACGUUAUGCACGUAAUGAUGAAUUGGGUACUCCUUUCGCAUGCACUUUGGACUUUGCAAGUUUGAGUAAAGGUACAAUGACCUUGCGUGAACGUGAUUCAACUACACAAAGAAUCGGACAGAUUGAAGAAGUGAUUGAUGUGAUUAAAGCUUUGUGUGAAGGAAGUAUCACAUGGGAAGGUGCUUGUCAGCGUUUGCCUGCUUAUAGCGGAGAGCAAGAGCUAGAUUGA
Molecule: messenger RNA, 2040 nt
Organism: Meira miltonrushii
Lineage: Eukaryota; Fungi; Basidiomycota; Exobasidiomycetes; Exobasidiales; Brachybasidiaceae
Product: putative glycine--tRNA ligase GRS1
Exons: 1
Coding region: 1-2040 (679 amino acids)
Biological process (GO): mitochondrial glycyl-tRNA aminoacylation
Cellular component (GO): mitochondrion; cytoplasm
Molecular function (GO): glycine-tRNA ligase activity; ATP binding
Source: RefSeq, a predicted model, not a curated record